AGCCGCAGUUGUCGUCCGAAGUGGGAGCGUUCUUUGCCAGCCAAUCAAGAAACCAAAAUCAACAUGACCAAAACAAGAGUUUACGUAGUCGGAGUGGGCAUGACGAAGUUCGAGAAACCUGGACGUCGUGCCGAUGUCUGCUAUCCGGACUUUGCCAAGGAAGCGGUCACCAAGGCUCUGGCUGAUGCUGGCAUCAAGUUCGAGGAGGUUCAACAGGCUGUUGUUGGCUACGUCUAUGGUGAUUCCACCUGUGGCCAAAGGGCGGUCUACGAAGUGGGCAUGACCGGAAUUCCCGUUUACAAUGUGAACAACAACUGCUCCACAGGAUCGAGUGCUUUGUACUUGGCCAAACAGAUCAUCGAAUCGGGUAAUUCAGAUUGUGUUUUGGCUUUGGGAUUUGAGAAGAUGGAACGUGGUUCCCUCUCAUCGAAGUACUUUGACCGUGCCAAUCCCAUGGAGCGCCACAUCACAGAGAUGGGUGAACUGACUGAAAUCGGCGCCGGACCUAUGGCUGCUCAGAUCUUUGGCAAUGCCGGCAAGGAGCACAUGAAGAAAUAUGGCACAAAACCCGAGCAUUUUGGUAAAAUUGCAUGGAAGAAUCACAAACAUUCAGUCAAUAAUCCCUACUCCCAGUUCCGUGAUGAAUACACGCUGGAGCAGAUUAUGAAGUCGCCUCAGGUGGUGGAGGGGGUUCUGACCAAGCUGCAGUGUUGCCCCACCUCAGAUGGUUCCGGUGCUGCCAUUUUGGCCUCCGAGCAAUUCGUCCGUCGUCAUGGCUUGGAAUGUCAGGCUGUGGAAAUUGUUGGCAUGGAGAUGGCCACCGAUCCAGAGUCGACGUUUGCCGACAAGAGUCUGAUGAAGAUUGCUGGCUAUGACAUGACUCGCCUGGCCACAGAGCGUCUGUUCGCCAAGAGCGGAUACAAGCCACAGGAUGUGCAGGUUGUGGAGCUCCAUGACUGUUUCUCGGCCAACGAAUUGGUCACCUACGAGGCUUUGGGUCUCUGUGCCGAGGGCAAGGCCGGCGAGUUCAUCGACCGUGGAGACAAUACUUAUGGCGGCAAAUUCGUGGUGAAUCCCAGUGGUGGUCUGAUCUCUAAGGGGCAUCCUCUGGGUGCAACUGGCUUGGCCCAGUGCUCCGAAUUGUGCUGGCAAUUGCGCGGUCUGGCCGAGAAACGUCAAGUGGAUGGAGCCAAAUUGGCUCUGCAACAUAAUCUUGGUCUGGGUGGAGCUGUUAUCGUGGCCUUGUAUCGUCUGGGCUUCCCAGCGGCAGCCAAUGCCAAGCUAUAAAUUAUUUGUUGAGGGUUUUGAAUUUGUAUAUUAAACGUAAACUUUAUUUUUUUAUAUUCUUAAA
Drosophila willistoni is the source of this 1351-nucleotide messenger RNA. Its product is annotated as sterol carrier protein 2. Lineage: Eukaryota; Metazoa; Arthropoda; Insecta; Diptera; Drosophilidae. Gene Ontology annotation, molecular function: acyltransferase activity, transferring groups other than amino-acyl groups. The transcript is spliced from 4 exons. Bases 64 to 1287 code for a protein of 407 amino acids. The record is from RefSeq and is a predicted model, not a curated record.